This is a messenger RNA of Daphnia pulex (common water flea), 2597 nucleotides long. RefSeq names its product proclotting enzyme-like. Gene Ontology annotation, molecular function: serine-type endopeptidase activity. The transcript has 11 exons. The record is from RefSeq and is a predicted model, not a curated record. Bases 355 to 2142 code for a protein of 595 amino acids. NCBI's taxonomy places the organism in Eukaryota, Metazoa, Arthropoda, Branchiopoda, Diplostraca, Daphniidae. Gene Ontology annotation, biological process: proteolysis.
UGUAGAGGCCUUGGAAAAAUAGAAAAGAAGAAGAAAAAUGGCCCAGGUAAGCCGUAAAUGUGUGGGUGUAUGGGAAAAAAAAGAAACAUUGAAGAGAACAGGAGAGAACCAAGGUUCGUGGUUGAAGCGGCCAUUACAUACUCGCAGCCUCAGUCUCCCGUCAGCUGCGCACGGUGUCACAGGUGGAUUUCACCGUCUCUGCUCUCUGGCCCCAACGCAUCGUAAUCACCUCAACAAUUGGUCAACUUAUACCAUUCUCACAUUUCUAUUCCCUCUCUUCAUUUGUAUUUUGUGAGAGUGCGUGUUGGUCGCAUCGUGACGUGAUUUCGACCCCCGGAUGAUUUCAGUGUUAAAAUGAUGGGGAAUUCAGCCACAUCACGUUGGGUAUAUUUGACCGUCGGCCUCAUCGUAAUGGCUGAAUUAGUGACGGUCAGCGGCCGUGGCCACAUCGACUACCCAUCAUCGUUCGGGCCUAAAGAGCGAAGGAAACGUCAAGUUGAUCAAAAUGACGCGUUCAGUCUGCUUUCGUCAUUGAGCCGACCGGCUGGCGGGACUCCCGCCACUCAGGCUUCAAAUGGUGCUGCUACUGGGAAACAAUUAGAUUUGAAUAACAACGCAUUCGGAGGUCUAAUUGGCGGAAUCUUCAACCAAGCGUUGAGCAAUUUGGCCCGUCCUGCAAACAACGGUGGCGGAGUAAAUUCAGGUUUGGGUAUCUUCGGAAAUCCGCAGGCCUGGGCCAACUUCGGUGCUAAUCCACAAGGCGUUCCGUUUCAGCAGCAGCCAGGAGGAGGAGGUGGAGACGUCAGUUUUCCUGGAAACAGACCAAACAAUUUCUUCCCUGGCAGUCCGGAAUUUUGCCGUCAACGACCGAAUAGUCGGAGAUGUCGUCCGAGUCCCGAAAUUGAUCAUGGGCAUGGACACGGCGAAAUUUUUUCAACUCACUCUCCUAUUGCCAACUUGCCCCAUGAACUCAAAGGUCUCACCUGGGCACAGUACAUCGACAGCACAUCGACGCUGUGGCUGCCAUCGGGCACCAACGUCCCAGGAUUCAUUCCCGGCCGGGCAUAUUAUCUUGGAUUUGGCAACCCGGAUUUCGCCUAUCAAACAUGUUCGACUCCUCUGAGUCAGUCUGGCCGGUGCCGCUUCGUCCAGCACUGUGCCCGGCAAGAAAUUAUAGCUACGUUGAAUGCCUUCGUCAGUUAUGCUUGUCCCAUCGGCAGCGAUUAUAUGGGAGUGUGCUGUCCAGACAAUACCCAGCCAACCGUUCCAUCAACUCGGCCUCCGCCUCCACCUCCCCCUACACCCGCUCCUACUACCCUAGCGCCCAUUACGACCGCAGCUCCAACUACUAAAGCCCCUAUUGCAACCACAGUCGCAGCAGUGCCGACUGCUGCCGCACCCAAGAAAGGUUGCGGCGAGCUCAUGAAACAGACGACAAGGAUCGUGGGCGGAGUUCCGGCCGAUAAGGGCGAAUGGCCUUGGAUGGCUGCUCUCCUCCGUGACAAGACUGAUCAGUAUUGCGGUGGAGUCCUCAUCACAGACCAACACAUUCUAACUGCCUCCCACUGCGUCGACAAUUUCAAGCCAGAGGAGUUGACCGUUCGACUGGGCGAAUACGAUUUCAGUCAGGUGAGCGAGGCUCGCCGGGAUUUCGGUGCGGAAGCCAUCUACAUGCACGAAUCGUACGACCGGCGAACCUACAAGAAUGAUAUUGCUCUCAUCAAACUCAAGACGAAGGCCACGUUCAACAGCGACAUUUGGCCCAUCUGUUUGCCUCCGUCAAAUGUUGUUCUCGAGGGACAGAGCGCAUUUGUCACAGGAUGGGGAACGACGUCAUACAGUGGACAAGCUAGCGAAGUCCUGUUGGAAGUAAUCCUACCCAUUUGGGCCCUGGCUGAUUGCCAAAAGGCUUACACUCAGCCAAUCAGUGAGCAACAGCUAUGUGCCGGAUACAAAGCAGGUGGCAAGGACUCUUGUCAGGGUGACUCUGGCGGUCCGUUGAUGUAUCAAAUGUCUACUGGCCGAUGGGCGGUAGUGGGCGUAGUCUCUUGGGGCAUCCGCUGCGCAGAGAAAGACAAGCCGGGCGUGUACACUCGAGUGACUUCCUAUUCAGACUGGAUAAAGGCCAAAGUUUUGUCUUAAAGAAGAAUUCCGACAGUCACAAUACAUUACUAAACUCUUCCGCUUGCUGCUUCAAACCGGACUACGCAUUUAGCGCCAGCCAUCGAUCGACGGUUUUUUACUAUUAUUAUUAUUAUUAUUAUUAUUUUGGCUUCCACUUCAUUUCAAGUCGCCAAUCACGGGAACUUCACUCUUUUCUUUCAUCUGUCCUUCUUUCCAUAGCGCAGUCGUUGACUUCUUCUUCCGUUGCAUUUAAACUUUUUGGUCACCCGCGAAGGAAAACGUCAGCCGGCUGCGCCUUUCCACACUCUUCUGCCAAUACCUUUCUUUUUUUUCCACCCUCUAUAUAUAUAUAUUCAAUGAAAUCCGUUCGAAAAAUCCGUAAAGUUAUUGCAUUGUGUCAAACCAGUUUAUAUGAGAAAGGGUUGCAUUACUCGUGAAAUUACACGUUUUGUUGUUGCCAAACAACUACGAUA